CUAUAACAGUGUGCUUCUUCUUCCCCUUGAAGAGAAGAGAAGAGGCAUACAUCCAAUAUCCAUCCAUCCAUAUCCAUAUCGUGACUCUGGCGAUAUAGUUCUUUCUUAGUCCUAGCCAGCGGCAGCCUCAAUUUUGCAUUCCUGAUCUCUUCCACCAAUCAUCACCGCCACCAUGUCUCAAAUCCAUGAGAAAUCCCCCAAGCACUGUGCAGCCCUCCAGAGGAAGAAGCUGCUGCUGCUGCUACUCUCUUGGCUGUUCAUUCUCACUGCAUUAAUCAUCAUUGCCAUCCUUGUCAUGCUCCUCCUUGUUUGGCUGCUCAUCCUGCACCCUUGGAAACCACCCCAGUUUUCUAUCCGGGAGGCUAACCUCAUCAACUCCUCCUCCGCAAUCCACCUCACUCUCCUAUCACACAAUCCAAACAAGAUGUUCCUUGGAAUAUACUAUGAGGACUCCCGAGUGCAUGCGUCUUACAAGGGCCGCAGAAUCACUCCCGAUACACCAGUAGCUCCCUUCUAUCAAGGGCCCCAAGGGACAAAGAUUCUCGGCGCAGCGCUGCUAUUAAUGGUUCGGCAGCAGCGCAACACUAGCAGCACAGCAGGAAUAAGGAACAAGGCGUUGAGUUUCAAGGUAAGGGGCAUGCUAAGAUGGAAAGUGGGAUCAUGGGUAUCUGGGAAACACAGAUUUAGUGUGAACUGUGCAAGAGUUGCACCUUCAUCAUCUUCAUUAAGUUGUUCAAAACAAGGAGGCACGGAUCAGUGUUGGACCACAAUCUGACAGGGGAGUGAAUCCAUGGGAUAUGUUAUUGUUGUUAUACUUGUAGCUAGCUGAUCAAUGAAAGAAUCAUAAUCUGUGCGUGUUGGGUAUAGUAUGUUGCAGCAGGAUCCAACUGGUGGUGCACUGAAGCAGUAGAGUGGUGUAAAAUUGAGAACUGAAUCAGUGGGCCUACUUUCUCUCAACUCAACUUUAGUGUGCCUACUUUCUUUUUGUGUUGCCUAUAGAGAAAAGACUUGGAUUUUAUUUGAGUGCUGGAGGGAUAUUCAAAUGCACAACC
Molecule: messenger RNA, 1052 nt
Organism: Andrographis paniculata
Lineage: Eukaryota; Viridiplantae; Streptophyta; Magnoliopsida; Lamiales; Acanthaceae
Product: NDR1/HIN1-like protein 26
Exons: 1
Coding region: 173-775 (200 amino acids)
Biological process (GO): defense response to other organism
Source: RefSeq, a predicted model, not a curated record